AUGGAGAAACUUACCAAUUUCCUGCACUCCUAUAUAAACCUCAAACUACAAAUCAUCCGCCCCAAGCACCGAAAAAACCCGCUGUUUUCAAAACACAUAAACGCUAAUACCAUGGCCGGUUCCUCCACUUCACCACUGCAACCUGCACUCUGCACUCCCGACAUCACCAACGUUGAUCAGAACAUCGCAGCAGCAAUCUCUACCGUCCAUCCAGACAUCAUAGAGACCCAUAUAUUGACCCGACUUGAUGGCCCAACUCUCGCAUCCGCCUCCUGCGCCUCUACUCACUUUCGUGCACUCGCGUCACAGGAAAACCUGUGGACUAACAUUUGUCACUCGACAUGGCCUUCCACCAGCUCUCCACGUGUUCAACACGUCAUCUCUAACUCCAGCAACGGUUCCCGCUCGUUCUUCUCUGACGCAUUCGCAUUAACCACGGAUCCCGCAAGCUUUGAGAACUCGUCAGAAAAUCCUGACCUUCCAUCGGAAUUAAUCUCAGCCGUUGAUAUUUAUUACAAAAAGGAGCUCAUUUUCAGCAAAGUCAUCGAAACGGAAACGCUAAGCGCUUGGUUCAAAUGCUCACCUUUUCGGGUGGAUUUAUUGGAUCCGAAAGAAGCGGUUUCGACCCGGAUAGCACACCCUGACACGGCGGACACAUGUAGGGAUCUGGAGGAGGACAUGGAGCUGAGCUGGAUCGUGAUCGACCCUAUAGGAAAACGGGCGAUGAAUCUCUCGAGUCAAAGACCGGUAAACGUACAUCGGCACUGGCUGAGCGGGGAGGUGCAGGUGAAGUUCGCAUCGGUAGUGGCCGGCGGGAAGAGUGGGGCUGCGACGGAGUUGGUGCAGUGCGGGGUGGUGGUCACGUGCGGGGAGUCGGUGAGAGGGGAAAUGCACGUGAGGGAGGUGAGUUUGCAGGUGGAAGACAUGGAUGGGAUGUUCAUGAAUGGUAGGGAUAGCUUGGUAAUUUUGAAGAGGGGAUUGGAGGGUAAAAGAGGAAAAGGAAAACUAAGGGAGGAGAGAAGGAAGAAUGAAGUUGCGGAAUUUUUGGAGAGGAAAAGAGAGAGAAAAGAAAGGAAAAUGAGAAGGGAAGGGGCUCUAGAAAUGCUUUGCGUUGCGUUUGGCGUUUUGGCGGUUGCUUCCUCCGGAUUGUUUCUUUUCUUAAGAUAA
Molecule: messenger RNA, 1167 nt
Organism: Durio zibethinus
Lineage: Eukaryota; Viridiplantae; Streptophyta; Magnoliopsida; Malvales; Malvaceae
Product: putative F-box protein At2g36090
Molecular function (GO): protein binding
Source: RefSeq, a predicted model, not a curated record